This is a messenger RNA of Perca fluviatilis (European perch), 1254 nucleotides long. RefSeq names its product dehydrogenase/reductase SDR family member 13-like. The record is from RefSeq and is a predicted model, not a curated record. The transcript is spliced from 5 exons. Bases 102 to 1064 code for a protein of 320 amino acids. NCBI's taxonomy places the organism in Eukaryota, Metazoa, Chordata, Actinopteri, Perciformes, Percidae.
CAAAGUGCCUCCGCAGGGGAACCACUCUGCCAGGGGGAGGAUCUGACACUUCACAUGUUUCCUUCACUAAGUGUCUGAACGUUUGUGUGUCUGCAGGCAGGAUGAUACUGGAGCUGCUGCUGUUCGCUGCUCUGCUAGUCGGAGGUUAUUUUCUUCUCCACAUGACUUUUCUCAAGCUGCCACGAUGUAAAAGUGCUGCAAAGUUACACGGGAAAACCGCCAUCGUCACCGGAGCAAACACCGGCAUCGGUAAGACCACGGCGAUGGAUUUGGCCAGGAGGGGGGCGAGGGUGAUCCUGGCCUGCAGGGACAGACGGCGAGCCGAGGCCGCCGCCCAGGAAAUCAUCCAGGAGACGGGGAACAGCCAGGUGAUCUUCAUGCAGCUGGACCUGGCCAGUCUGAAGUCGGUUCGCUCUUUCGCUGACGAGUUCCUCCGCUCCGAGUCCAGGCUGGAUCUGCUCAUCAACAACGCCGGUCUGAUGAACGGUGGUAAGACGGAGGACGGUUUCGGGAUGAUCUUCGGCGUGAACCACCUGGGUCACUUCCUGCUGACGGUGUUGCUGCUGGAGCGUCUGAAGGCGAGCGGGCGGAGCCGCGUGGUCACCGUGGCCUCCAAGGCCUACGAGAUGGGGAAGGUGGACUUCAACUGCCUGACGACGCACAGAGACGUGGCGCUCGGCGACGGCGACCUUCAGCUCUUCCACAAGUACUGCCACAGCAAACUGUGCAACGUGCUCUUCACCUACGAACUCGCCAAGAGGCUGCAGGGCUCCGACGUCACCUGCUACAGCCUCCACCCAGGCGCCAUACAGACGGAGAUCGGGCGGUACGCUGGUUUCUGGUGGAGUCUCAUGAUGAAACCCAUCGUGCUUCUGUUCUUCGUGGACGCCGAGUCCGGCGCUCAGACCACGCUGCACUGCGCCCUGGAGCCAGGCAUCGAGCACGCCAGCGGCCAGUACUUCAGCUGCUGCGCGCCGAAACUGAACAUCGAGUCGAAGGCGACGGACGACGCCGCUGCCAAGAAGCUGUGGGAACUCAGCGAGAGUUUCUGCGGCCUGGCCUGAAACAAAACUGUGUUUAAUCCCCGAGUAAUAAUUAGGAUUUUAAAUAAUAUACAGAAUAAUUAAGAGUAGGGUUAGGUAUCGUUUGGGUUUUUCUGAUACCGGUGCUAAAAUGAUUUUAAAACGGUGCCUGAACCGAUACUUUAAAAAAAAUAGGGUAAUAGGGAAUAGGGUAUUUUACAAUAACUUUGAA